AAAUCAGAUCUCCUAUUUCUUCACGUUCUUCGCUGGAGCAACUUUUACGCCCCUGUGAAGAUUUGUUUAGUUUGCUUUAGUUAAGAUUCAUAAAGACAGUUUGGGAAAAUCUUGAGAAAUAUGUCCCGCAAGAAGGCUGCCAAAGGCAAAGCCGGCUCCAGCAGCCCGUCUGUAAGCAGCCCCACCGGGAAAGGGACCGGGAAAGCCUCGAGGAGCAGCCCGAUGAACGGCGUGGUGCAUCCCAGCAGACCCUCCGUCAGCAGCAGCAGCGAGUUUUAUGACAUCGUCUUCAAGGUGAUGCUGGUUGGAGACUCUGGUGUGGGGAAGACAUGUCUACUGGUCCGCUUUAAAGAUGGAGCUUUCCUGGCUGGCAGCUUCAUCUCCACUGUGGGCAUUGACUUUAGGAAUAAAGUCCUGAACAUUGAUGGAGUCACGGUGAAGCUCCAGAUUUGGGACACAGCUGGACAGGAGCGCUUCCGCAGCGUCACUCAUGCCUACUACCGUGACGCCCAUGCUUUGCUUCUGCUGUAUGACGUCACGAACAAAACAUCCUUUGACAACAUACAGGCCUGGCUGACUGAGAUCCAUGAGUACGCCCAACAGGAUGUGGUGCUCAUGCUGCUUGGAAACAAGGCGGAUGCCACUCAUGAGCAGGUGAUAAAGAGAGAAGAUGGGGAGAGACUUGCAAAGGAGUUUGGAGUUCCCUUCAUGGAGACCAGCGCCAGGUCAGGUCUCAACAUAGAACUGGCUUUCACUGCGGUGGCUAAGGAGCUGAAGCACCGUUCGAUGAAGGAUCCCAGUGAGAAGUUUACGCUGCAGGAGUACGUAAACAAGGAGAUAAAGAGCACAAGCUGCUGCAGGUCUUAGAGCCUGGAUCUGACUGAGUGUGUGUGUGUAUUUAUGUGUGUGUGGGAUGGGAGGGGGAGGCGGGGGGCAUUGAAUUUGAGACCAACCUUUGCAUUACCUUGUGUGGUUUUGUUAUUGUUAUGGGAUCUUCUCACACCAGAAUGUACGGUGUUUUUGCAAGAUACUUAUAUUUCACAUCAAUUUAAAAUGUCAGUGACAGUCAACGUGUAGGUUUGUCCUCCUGGUCAGUGUGUGGAUGAAUGCUCAUAAUAGAUGUUGUGCAUAGUGAAGCUGGUUCUGUCCUUGGUUCAGUGUUCAUGUCAGUAAAUGGACAGGCUCUUUGGCUCUUUGGAGCCAAUUUAGCUCACCAGCAUAAACUCAAUCAUGAUUCAGAUAUGGACAUGUGGGGAUAUGUCUCUCUUGGAGUAUGUCUCGCAAUUGAUGUCGCUUUUUUGUAUAGAACCAUAUACGGUAUGGAAUAGCAUCAUUAGCUACAAGUAUACUUUUAUUACAAUUUAAUUCAUGCUAUUAUGGGAGGAUCGAUGUUGAGUCUUGGAAAGCUCUAACGCGACCACUCUUCCUUUUAUUGUCUUUAGUUUUUAAAUGAUUUUAAACACAAUUUGACUGAUGUAGACACUUUUUUUCUUUAUGUAAAAAAGUGUUGAUGGGGAAGAAAAGCACGUUAGAUGGUAAGUAAGAGUGUGGAUGAGGUGUUAGGGGGGUAGACCCACAGUAUGUUGACGAUGUCACCCAAGGUAUUGUUACACAGAUGUGCAUACCUCUUCAUUUGUUAUGUUUAAUGUAGAGUUAAAUGUGCAAACAUCAGUGGGCUGCUAUAAUUUUUUAUUCAUGAAUAUAUAAAUGGGGUAUAUAG
Pseudoliparis swirei is the source of this 1720-nucleotide messenger RNA. Its product is annotated as ras-related protein Rab-26-like. The transcript has 9 exons. Gene Ontology annotation, molecular function: GTP binding; GTPase activity. The coding region runs from base 121 to 867 and encodes 248 amino acids. Lineage: Eukaryota; Metazoa; Chordata; Actinopteri; Perciformes; Liparidae. Gene Ontology annotation, cellular component: endosome; Golgi apparatus. The record is from RefSeq and is a predicted model, not a curated record.